Molecule: messenger RNA, 9700 nt
Organism: Loxodonta africana (African savanna elephant)
Lineage: Eukaryota; Metazoa; Chordata; Mammalia; Proboscidea; Elephantidae
Gene: FOXJ3
Product: forkhead box J3
Exons: 13
Coding region: 7406-9301 (631 amino acids)
Biological process (GO): regulation of transcription by RNA polymerase II
Cellular component (GO): nucleus
Molecular function (GO): RNA polymerase II cis-regulatory region sequence-specific DNA binding; DNA-binding transcription factor activity, RNA polymerase II-specific
Source: RefSeq, a predicted model, not a curated record
GGGCCUGGCGGGCGGCGAGGGCUGGGUUCCUCCCUCCCCCGCGGCGCUCCUCCUCAGCUGCUGCUGCCUCUCAGCCGGGAAGCAGCGACUCCGCGCUUACCACCCCUCCCCCAGACGGGGCCCCGGGGAGACAGACGUGGUUCCCGGGGGCCCCGAGUCCGAGGACAGUGACCGUCUCCUUCGUUCCAUGAUUUACGCCUUUUGCCUGGACUAGUCUCUGACCUGGGCAGGAUGCAGCUUCUUCCCUUCAAGCCCAGAGGCGCUUUUCGGCCCGCGAGGCGGACUGUGCCUCGCGCCUCGGGGGUUUCUUUCGGGGUGAGGGGGCCCGUGCAAGGGGCCUGCGUUCCCGCCCAUCCUGUCGCCAUGGCCUUUACUGGCUCUAGGGCAGAGGCAGACGUUCCAUCAGGACAUGUUGCUGUUCUGUGUGUAUUGCAUCCUGCCCACGUGGUAGGGCCCCCCACCCCCCAUUUUUGCAGCUAGUGGGGAGGGUGGUUAAACUAGGCGGGUUUUCCUCUGUGAUUUCCUCCUGAUAACGUGGAAGGUGUUAGGACCAGUUUGUUGUGCUGAUGCCAGCUGUUGGUUAGAUGGAAGAAGCAAGAGUUGUACUCCUUGAAAUUGAGACCAGUAGGGGAUAUAACAGGGCUUAGUUUCAUUGACAUCUUUUCUUCUCUCUUUAGCUGCUCUUGUUCUUUUUUCUGCUGUUUAAUCCUAGGGAGAGAGUUGGCGCUUGCUGCUGGUGCAUGGAGGUGUAUAGUUUUCACUUCUCCGCUCUACUUUUUGUGUGUGACUGGUGAAGGGUUUUCUGUCUUGCAUUGUGCAGUCCACGUCUGUUGGCAUCCUAGUUGGAUUCCUGAAUGAGCUGAGUUGGACUAGCCUGGGGGUUUGAGAUUGGUGGGCAUCUUUUUUUGUCCUUUCCUGACAUUUAUUUCUCUUUUUUCCGAUUUUGUUUUGUGGGGAAACAAGCACGCAUGUCAUAGGAGUGUUACAUCCAUAGCUCUUGUAAAGCCUCACUGGAUAGUUUGACUUAGUCACUUAUUUCAUGGAAGCACUUUUAUUUCAUUUUCCCUCUCUCUAUCAAAUAUCAUUACAUUCUGUAUUUUAUAAUUGGUUUGGAAACAUGUGCAUUGAGUAGUUUGUUUCUUAAUGUCUGUCACCUCCAGGUUAAGGAUUCCAUCUUCCUGUCUUUUGUGACCACAGAUUGCACUCUUAACAGGGAACAUGCCACAGUCGCAAUGAGAGAAGCCUUUAUUAUUCCUCCUAGACCUUAGCAAAUAUUUGUGGAAAAGGAGUAACUCCUCUCCCUUUUUCUGUUUGGAUGGCAUGUGUAGAUGUGAUUGAAUUUUUUAGUUUCUUAGAUAAACCUGAGGAUAUGUAUUUUUUUUUUUUUUUUUUUUUACUGGUUUUUAUGUGUCUUGGAGUUGAAAUAAAUCCUAUUCUUGGUUUUUUGCUGAUGAAGAUACAACGAAUCUCUCAAGCCUUUGUUAGAAAUUUUUUGGAUGGGACUAGAAAAAUCAUUGACAUCGAGUUGACUCCAACUUAGUGAUCCUAUAGGAUAGAGCAGAACUGCUCCAUAGGGUUUCCAAGGCUGUAAUGUUUACGGAAGCAGACCACCAUGUCUUUCUCCUGUGGAGUGGCUGAUGUAUUUGAACUGCCCACCUUUCUGUUAGCAGCUGAGCUCUUAACCACCGCUCUACUGGGGCUCCUUUGGAUGGGACCAGGACACAUUUAUUUUGGCUGUUUUUGGUUCGUUAGUUUGGAUGAAAUUAAGAAAUUUUUACUGUUUUGAGGUCAGUUGUUAGAUUCCAGAAUAGCCAGUGUUCUUACUGUUUUUCUACAUUGUGUAUUAUUUUUUGAGUAUAUUUUUGACAUUGAAUUUUUUCCUUACAUCUGGUGCAUUGUUAGUAAGUUUAGGAUUGUUGAGGUGGUAUUAGUGGAGGACUUGUCAAGGCUAGGAGAUUUAGUUUGGUAGAUUACCACAGUAUGUUCCACAGAAAGGGAGUAAAAUGAUGCACGAUGUUCCUGAAGAAGGGUUUGUAUCUGCUGAGUGUGCUGGAAGUGGGGAGACUGACUAGAAUGCUCUUGGAGAAUUUUAGUAAUAAGAUGUUGAUGGUCAGACAUAAGAUAGUAAUUGUGGGAAUAAAAGAGUAGCUAGUAUUUAUUGCAUGUUUACUGCAUGCCAGGCAUUGUUUUAAGCUCAUUAAAUCUUCAUGACAAGGUAUUGUCAUUGUUAUGAUGAAACUGAGUUAAAGAGAGGUUAAGCAGCUUGCCCAGAGUCCCACAGAGAGGAAACAGCAGAGUUAGGAUUUGAACCCUGACUAUCUGGUCUCUGACCCCAUGCAUUUAAACCAUUAUCUUAUAUUGUCCUAAGAGAGUAUAGACUAUACAAGGAAAUGUAUGUGGAAUAAAAAUUAAUUUGAACUGAGAGAAUUGAGUGUGGGGCAAAGGAAAGAAAGCAAAUAAACUGUUAAAAAAUUAAAGCCUAGAAUCCUGGGAGGAUGGCUGAGUCAUUGGUAAUAGUGAGGAAAUUAGGAAGGUAUCACUGUGAAGAAAAAUGAGCUAAGGUUGGUUAUGGCCAGUACUAGAUUGUGGACAACCAAUUUUUCAAUACCAGGCCAGUGUCCCCCUGCCACUCACUGUGUCCUGAUGGCCUUCUCUCCAUGCUGGUUUGGCUCUGGUAAUGCAGAUUAGCUCCUAAGCAAAACAAUUAGGAAAAGAGAUCUGUGGAGAAGAAAAAAAUGUAUACUACAUUCUAAAGCCACGUAGAAAUGGCAUUCUUCCACCCCCACCCCUGGGGGGGCGGGACCAGAAAACCAACCCCCUUGCUGUUCAGUCAAUUCUGACUUGUAGCAACCCUAUAGGACAGAGUAGAACUGCCCCAUAGGGUUUCCAAGGAGCGGCUGGUGGAUUCAAACUGCUGACCUUUUGGUUAGCAGCCAAACACUUACCCGCUGCACUUCCAGAGCUGCAGAAAUGGCAUAGGGAUUAUUUAUUUUGGUUGAGUCACAUCACUAAUUUCCAGCCUUAGCGAAGGUAAUCAAGAAUAGGCUAAAGUAGGAUUGAAGUAUCUGUGGUCCAUCACUAUAGGAUGAAUAGUCAGAGACAAAAUGUAGAUAUGCACUGACCAGGGCUAAUAUAUGGUAGUUAAACACGUGAGUAGAUGAGUGUUGCGAAGAAACUAGUAUAGUGGUAAAGAACUUUGAGGCUUGGAACCUUGGGUGACAUUAUAGGCUCUUGGGUGACAUUAUAGGCUAUUAGGUUAAAAAAAAAAAAAAAAAAAAAGGCGCUCUAAGAAGAACCAGGAAGUACAUCAAUGCCAUGGAAGCCAAGGGUAGGAAGAUUUUCUAGAAAUUAGGGUUAUUGACAGUAUCAGAUGUAAUCUGGAAGUUUAGAAACAAUGAUAAUGAUGAAAAGACUGUUCAGCUAGAACAGAAGGAGAUAAUUUGUAACCUUAGAGAGACUUGAAGGAUGUGAACAGAUGCCAGAUUUGUUUUCAGCAGGGUUUGUAGAGAGACAUGGUCUGAUGUGGCGAUUCUUAGUAUUCUCUUAAUUCUUUCUCCAGUCUCAUUCUUAUUCACGUGUUAGGCCUACUCAAACAUCAAGAGAACUCACUUUUUUUUUUUUUUUAAAGAAACUUGGGUUCUAAAGCCAGUGAUUUUUGUACUUUAACAGUUCUUAAAGCUUUCUUCUUACUCUUUUAAAAGCUUUAUUGAGAUAUACCCAAUAUAAUUCAUAUAUAAUUCAUUCAUUUAGUGUACAAUUUAAUGGUUUUGAGUAUAUUCGUAGAGUUGUGUAGUCAUCGCUACAGUAAUUGUUAGAACAUUUUCAUCAUCUUAGAAAGAAACCUUGUACCCAUUAACAGUUAUUCCCCAUUUACCUCCAGGUUCCCUUCCCCUAGCCCCAGGCAACCACUAACAUACUUACCAUCUCUGUACUUUUGUCUAUUUUGUACAUUACAUAUAAAUGGAAUUAUAUACCAUACGGUCUUUUGUGUCUGGCUUCUUUCAUUUAGCAAAAUGUUUUCCAGGGUCAUACAUGAUAUAGCCCGUCUCCGUACUUCAUUCCUUUUAUUGCCAAGUUUUAGUCCAUUGUAUGGAUAUAUCGAAUUUUAUUUUUCUGUUCAUCAGUUAAUAGACAUUUGAAUUAUUACUCUUUAUUUUUGUUGUAAUUUUGAUGAAGGUUUACAGACCAAAUUAUUUUGUCAUUAAACAGUUAAUGUACAUAUGGUUUAGUGACAUUGGUUGCUAACUCGCUGACAUGCCAACACUCCCCUUCUUGACCUUGGGUUCCCUAUUACCAGCUUUCCUGUCCUCACCUGCCUUUUGGUCCUUGGCCCUGGGCUGGUGUGCCCCUUUAGUCUCAUUUUGUUUUAUGGGUCUAUCUAAUCUUUGGCUGAAGGGUGAACCUCAAAAAUGACUUUAGUACUGAUUUAAAAGGGUAUCAGGGGCCAUACUCUCAGGGUUUCUCUAGUCUCUGUCAGACAGAUAAGCCUGGUCUUUUUUUUGUGAGUUACAGUUUUGUUCAUUUUUCUCCAGCUCUGUCCGGGACCCUCUAUUGUGAUCCCUGUCAGAGCAGUUGUUGGUGGUAGCCAGACACCAUCUACUUGUGCUGGACUCACUCUGGUGGAGGCUGUGAUAGUUGUGGCCCAUUAGUCCUUUGGACUAAUAUUUCCCUUGUGUCUUUGGUUUUUUUCAUUUUCCCUUGCUCCAGAUGGGGUAGGACCAUUAGAGUAUCUUAGAUGGCUGCUCACAAGCUUUUAAGAGCCCAGACACUACUCAUCAAAGUGGGAUGUAGAACAUUUUCUUCAUAAACUAUGUUAUGCCAGUUGAGCUAGAUGUCCCCCGAGACCCCCAAUCCUUAGCCCGGUAAUUCGGUCCCUUAAGAAGUUCAGAUGUGUGUAUGAAGCUUCUAUGAUGUUGCCUUGGUCAAGUAGUGCUGACUUCCCCAGUAUUGUGUACUGUCUUACCCUUCACCAAAGUUACCUCUUAUCUACUACCUAAUGUUCUUCCCUCCCCCCGCUUCCUAGUAACCAUCAAAGAUUUUUUCUUUCUGUGUGUAAACCUUUUCAUGAGUUUCUAUAAUAGUGGUCUCAUAUGGUAUUUGUCCUUUUGUGAUUGACCUUAUUUCACUCAGCAUAAUGCCCUCCAGAUUCGUCCGUGUUGUGAGAUGUUUCAGAUUCAUCAUUGUUCUUUAUUGUUUCGUAGUAUUCCAUUGUGUGUAUAUACCAUAGUUUGUUUAUCCAUUUAUCCGUUGAUGAACACUUAGGUUGUUGCAUCUUUUUGCUCUUGUGAAUAAUGCUGCAGUGAACAUGGGUGUGCCUAUGUCUGUUCGUGUGACCACUUUUAUUUCUCUAGGAUAUAUUCUGUAGGAGUAGGAUUGCUGGAUCGUAUGAUAUUUCCAUUUUCUAGCAUUUUAAGGAAGCGCCAUAUCGUUUUCCAAAAUGGUUGUACCAUUGUGCAUUCCCAUCAGCAGUGGCUAAGAGUUCUAAGCUCCCUGCAGCCUCUUCAACAUUUGUUAUCUUCUAUUUGUUUGAUUCGUGCCAGCAAUGUUGGGGUGAGAUGAUACCGCGUUUUUGUAUUUCUCUAAUGGCUAGUGAUAGUGAGCAUUUCCUUCUCCUGUCUUCUGUUAGGUGUCUUCUUUGGUGACAUGUCUGUUCAUAUCCUUUUCCAUUUUUUGAUUGAAUUAUUUGUCUUUUUGUUGUAGAGGUGUUGGAUUUUCGUAUAGAUUUUAGAGAUUAGACCUUUGUCGGAUUUGUCAUAGCCAAUUUUUUUUCCCCAGUCUUUCGGCUCUCUUUUUACCCUUUUGGUGAAGUCUUUUGAUGAGCGUGUUUAAUUUUUAGAAGAUCCCAGUUACUUAGCUUAUCUUGCGAUGUUUGUGUAUUGUUAGUUAUGGUUUGUAUCCCAUUUAUGACAUGUAUUAGGGCCUCUAGCAUUGACCCUGUGUUUUCUUCUAUUUAUAAUUUUUCAUUUUAUAUUUAGGUCUUUGAUCCAUUUUGAAUUAGUUUUUUGUGUAUGGUGUGAGGUAUAGGUCCUGUUUCUUUCUUUUUUUUUUUUUUAACAGAUGAACAUCCUGUUUUGCCAGCACCAUUUGUUAAAAAGACUGUCUUUUUUCCUCCCAUUUAAUGGACUUCGGGCCUUUGUUGAAGAUUAGGUGACUGUAGCUGGAUGCGUUUACAUCUGGGUUCUCAAUACUCUUCUCUUGGUCAACGUGUCUGUCAUUGUACCAGUACCAGGCUGUUUUGACUACCAUAGCUGUAUGGUAGGUUCUGGGGUCAGGUGGUGCGAGUUCUCUUUAUUCUUUUUCUUCAGUAGUGGUUAACUUAUCCGGGGCCUCUUUCUUUUCCAUGUAAAGUCAAUGAUUAGUUUUUCUAUUUCUUACAGUUUUAAAUUCUUCACCAUCUUCAUCUUAAUCCUUAUCCUGCCAACCCCACCCCUUCUCAUGUCUUUUCUUUGAGAUUAUAACCUCUGCCACACACUCUAGUAGGCAUUGGGGGUAUAAAGAUGAGUAAGACAUGGCCCUUGAACAUUCGUAUAGUGUUUUUAUGGUUUACACAUGUUUUCUCAUACUUUAUUUUAUUUAAUCUCACAGCAACUGUGUGGCAUAGGCAUAGUAUUUUUUAGCAUGAGCCAAGUUGAAAUUUUGAUUAGGUGAUUUGCCCAAGAUUGCAUACUUAAGUCAGUGGUGGAGUGGUUAGGUUGUCUUAUUCCUGUCCAUAGUUAUUUCCACUACUCCAUGCUAUUUCAGGAAACCCUUGUGGCAUAGUGGUUAAGAGCUGUGGCUUCUAACCAAAAGGUUGGCAGUUUGAAUCCAUCAGGUGCUCCUUGGAAACUCUUUGGGGCAGUUCUACUCCAUCCUGUAGGGUCGCCAUGAGUCGGAAUCGACUGGAUGGCAACAGGUUUGGUUUUUGGUUUGGGAUGGUAUCUCAAGUAAGGACAUGAAUAUGAACACUUGGUGGCGUAGUGGUUAAGAGCUACGGCUGCUAACCGAAAGGUCUGCAGUUCGACUCCACCAGGCGCUCCUUGGGAACUCUAUAGGGCGGUUCCGCUCUGUCCUGUAGGGUCACUGUGAGUCGAAAUCGACUCAGUGGAAGUGGGUUUGGUUUUGGUUUUUAUGCUGCUAUCCUAUCUUAAAAGGAUCUGCUGUACAUUCCUGGCAACUUAGAGGGACGGGGAAACUCCCUUACUUUGGGAAUCAUUGAUUUUUCAUGGUUAGUCUUCGGGGUUGAAAAUGAAAAGACUUUUCUUACCAGAUUCUAGUACUGGUUUGCUCUGUGUUUUAGGCAAGUUAUUUUAUAUUUCUGCCUUUUCUCUCAGAAGACUGUUGUCAGUUGCCAUUGUGUCGGCCCUGACUCAUAGCCACCCCAUGAGCAACAGAAGAAUGAAACAUUGCCCCGUCCUGUGCCAUCUUCAUGAUCAUUGAUUGUCUUUGUGGCCAGAUGGGUUUGUAUGGACAAGUUUGUCCAUCUGUAACUUCGUUAAGGAUGACAUCUGAACUGGAGAGCAGCCUAACAUCUAUGGACUGGUUACCACAGCUUACCAUGAGAGCAGCCAUCCAAAAAUCUGAUGCUACACAAAAUGCACACGGAACAGGGAUUUCCAAGAAGAGUGUUCUCCUUGACCCAAAUACAACCCUGGACCAGGAGGAAGUCCAACAGCACAAAGAUGGGAAACCUCCAUACAGUUACGCCAGCCUCAUUACAUUUGCAAUUAAUAGCUCACCCAAAAAGAAAAUGACUCUAAGUGAGAUUUACCAGUGGAUUUGUGAUAACUUCCCAUAUUAUAGAGAGGCUGGCAGUGGUUGGAAGAAUUCAAUACGACAUAAUCUGUCACUGAACAAGUGUUUCCUUAAAGUGCCUCGAUCCAAGGAUGACCCUGGAAAGGGGUCUUACUGGGCAAUAGACACCAAUCCGAAGGAAGAUGCGCUGCCUACUCGGCCAAAGAAGAGGGCACGAUCUGUAGAACGGGCCUCAACUCCAUAUAGCAUAGAUUCAGAUUCUUUGGGAAUGGAGUGUAUUAUUUCGGGAAGUGCCUCUCCAACUCUGGCAAUCAACACUGUGACUAACAAAGUAACGUUGUACAACACUGAUCAGGAUGGUAGUGAUAGCCCACGCAGUAGCCUUAACAACAGUCUCUCAGACCAGAGUUUGGCAUCUGUUAAUUUGAACAGUGUUGGAAGUGUGCAUAGUUAUACACCGGUGACCAGCCAUCCGGAACCAGUCGCUCAGUCGUUAACUCCUCAGCAGCAGCCACAGUAUAACCUACCAGAACGAGACAAACAACUGCUUUUCUCAGAAUAUAAUUUUGAAGAUCUCAGUGCCUCAUUUCGGAGCCUUUAUAAGUCAGUCUUUGAGCAGUCACUUAGUCAACAAGGUUUGAUGAGCAUCCCUUCUGAACCUUCCCAGCAGUCCCACACUUCGUGUUCCUAUCAGCAUUCUCCUAGCAGUACAGUGAGCUCUCACCCACACAGCAACCAAAGCAGCCUGUCCAACAGUCAUGGCACCGGCCUCAACACCACAGGCAGUAAUUCUGUUGCACAAGUCUCGCUGUCCCACCCACAGAUGCAUACACAGCCAUCUCCACAUCCGCCUCAUCGACCGCAUGGUUUACCACAGCAUCCGCAGCGUCCCCAGCACCCAGCACAGCACCCACAGCAACACAGCCAGCUCCAGUCCCCUCAUCCCCAGCACCCAUCUCCGCACCAACACCUACAGCACCAUCCGAACCAUCAGCAUCAGUCGUUAACACAUCAAGCGCCCCCACCCCCACAACAGGUAUCCUGUAAUUCUGGUGUUUCAAGUGAUUGGUAUGCAACACUUGAUAUGCUAAAAGAAAGCUGUCGAAUUGCCAGCAGUGUUAAUUGGUCAGAUGUAGACCUUUCACAGUUUCAAGGUUUGAUGGAGAGUAUGAGACAGGCAGAUCUCAAGAACUGGUCUUUAGAUCAGGUCCAAUUUGCUGAUCUCUGUUCUUCUCUUAAUCAGUUCUUUACACAAACUGGCCUUAUCCACUCACAGAGUAAUGUUCAGCAAAAUGUUUGUCAUGGUGCCAUGCAUCCAACAAAACCUUCCCAACACAUUGGAACAGGCAAUUUGUACAUAGACUCUAGGCAAAAUCUUCCUCCUUCAGUGAUGCCACCCCCUGGUUAUCCUCACAUGCCACAGACACUCAGCUCUCCAGGAACAACGAUUGCAGGCCACCAUGGAGCCAUGAACCAGCAGCACAUGAUGCCUUCCCAAGCCUUCCAGAUGCGGCGCUCCCUGCCUCCAGAUGACAUCCAGGAUGACUUUGAUUGGGAUUCGAUUGUGUAGGGCUUGUUUCUGCAAGGCACUAAACCCCAACGUCACCUUUCUGUGCAGUGAAGGGAAAGGUUUAAGAGAAUCCAGUUGAGAAAACGAAGUUGCUAAUUACUUUACCAAUGUUAUCAAAAUUUCUUUUGAAGACAAUCAAAAAGAUUUUAGCUGGUUAACUUAAUGCUUUAUCUGACCCAAACAAGUACUACAUGUUUGUCUCCCUGCCAGCUGCCCUGUGUAGCUCCUAACUGUUGUGUGAUUUGGACGGCUUUUGCAUAUUUGUGUCAGGUUGAUGUUGACCACAAGUGCCAGACUGAUUUUUCAGACAGAGCCUGUUUGCUGCAAGCAGUUUAUAGAUCCAUAUGUGUAAAUACAUGUACAAAAAUUACCGAAAGGCUUCAAUUCUUUUUUUUUUUU